Anthonomus grandis grandis is the source of this 3014-nucleotide messenger RNA. RefSeq names its product zinc finger protein 687-like. The transcript has 10 exons. The record is from RefSeq and is a predicted model, not a curated record. NCBI's taxonomy places the organism in Eukaryota, Metazoa, Arthropoda, Insecta, Coleoptera, Curculionidae. The coding region runs from base 234 to 2882 and encodes 882 amino acids.
AAUUAAAACUAUUUGUUCAUUAAACAAAAUUAAUAUGGCACCAGAUUCUCGUUCAUUUACUUCAGGUGAAUAUGUCUAUAGGUGUCCUAGUCUAGUAACAUAACCUCAAAAUUAUCUAUAGAUCUACUAUACACAUAAAUUUCAUGUAAGACGUACUUGCUUAUAUAAUAUUACAUGGACAUAAAAACCUUUCAAGGAUAUAUAUAAAAAACGAGUUUCUUAUUAGCGUCAAUAUGUCACCAGACUGUUGCGGCGUUUCAGGUGUACAAGAGACUCCAAGAAAUGCCUUAGAAAAGAAAUUUGAUCUACUAUUUGACAAAGACCCAAAAGAAUGGAUAGCAUUCAAGCCAGCCCUAGGCCUGCACGUGUACCCCUGCUACUCGUGCCGUCAUAUGUUCUACACCAAAAAAUCCUUUCAGGACCAUGUUAAUCGUAGAACCAUUCUACUGCAAUACAAGUGCCCCAAGUGUAAACUCGAUGAACCAAUGCUAUUCUAUAACAGAUGUUCCAUUUUGCUGCACUGCAGAAAACAUUUCACUUUAAAAGAGGGCCAAAUUGAUUUUUCUCAUCUGGAGAUUAAGUUUUUGCCAUUCGGACUGGCUGGUUUUGUCCGACAUCCGGAUGUGCCCUACUUGUUUGAUGUCGUAGAGGAAUUAAUUACAGGAGAUCUGUUUAUGAACUCCCAAUUCUACACCCCUAAACUAGAGGAUAGAGGUAAAGAAGUGAUAACUCUCACCCCCAGCCACUUGGUAAUUAAUAGAACCGAUGAAAAUGGGGAAAGUCAGGGUUUGGCCCUGAAGCAAAUUGCCAAAAACAUUCCUAAAUGUUUGUUUAUCACCAUUGACUCCCUAAGGCAUCUCAGGUUCCAGAUUGAAACGCCUGAGGUCGAAAUUAAGAGUGAAUCUGAGGAAACCUCAUCGUCUUAUAGCGAUCAGAUUGUUUUUUCUGAUGAGGCAGCUGUUCUGUCAGAAAAAUCACAGGAAGAAGUUACCCCAUUAAGUAGUUUAUUGAGUAAUGUACACGAGCAAACUGAUGCAUUGCCUGUUAUAUCAAAAGUUGAGACUGUUGAUGAGGAGUUUUUAAACCGGUUACCACCUGUACAGCCUGGGAAUCAACCUGACAAGGUUCUACCUACAAGUAUAUCAAAGAAAUGCACUGAAUGCCAGUUGGAAUUUGCAGAUCUCUUACAACAUUUUAUGGGACCGAACAGGCCCACCUCGGAAAACUUGCGAUGUGCUUGCUGCAAGCUUGUGUGUCCCACAGUCUGUUCAUAUGAGGCUCACUUAAGGAUUCACGAUAAGGAAUCCCCUUUUGUAUGUCCAGAUUGCGGAGUUAGUUUUACGGAAAGGGACGAACUUAAGGAACACAUGGAUACUGUAUGUUUUCAUGAGUUGAAGUCUGUACGAUAUAGAUGUCCUGGUCGUCGUUGCGGUCGAAUAUUCGCAUCGGACGCCACUUUCCGUCCGCACUUCAGAGAUUCACACAUAGAACGGUUGUUCGCGUGCAGCUACUGCAUGGACCCGUUCAAUUCAUUGGAGUCUUGCAAAGAGCAUCUUAUAAUCCAUAAAAACGACACUACGGAAUUGUUGGGUGUUCUUGAGAUCUUCCGAUGCUCGGUUUGCAAUGGAGAAAAUAUGAACCAGCAUCAGUUGCUUAAACACCUUGAUGGGCACUGCAAUGAUCUCUCUCGUUGCAUUUACAUUUAUAUGUGCAAGUUUUGCAAGUGUUACUUUAGAUCGGUCCAAACAAUAACCACCCACCUGAAAAACUGCAAGCAGAAAAAGGCCGCCGGUGAUUCCCAAGGCAGACAGCGCACCAGCAACAAUUUCCUACUGUCCAAGUACCAUUCGACCAAAUGUUUGAGCUGCAAAGCGAAAAUGAUCACGUUGAAAUCCCGUUCGGUCAGUUAUUGUAGCGUCUGUCAGCCGAAAAAUGUAAAAUGCAAAGUGUCGUCGCAACCGAUUCAGCCCACCCCGCCGGACAGAUGCGUGUGCAUCUUGUGUAAGGCGCAUCUCAAGUUUGUCGACCGUAGGAAACAUCAACACUCCUGUAGGUAUUCCAGGCCUCAAGUGGUACUCGAGAGGCUCAGCCUCGAUACACUCAAGAAAGAAACUGUUGUCCGUGAAUAUUUCAAGUUGGAAAAUAAAACCGAAUUUAAUAGCCAGGAACUAUUUCAUUUGCAAAAGCCCCUAGUAUUAAUUAUAGAAACUGGAAACGCGGAUGGUACCGUUAGCAUGAAACCCGAGCAAACCUAUGCAUGCCUCCCUGAUAUCGGAAAGAUGAAAAUUCCAGAAGAUCAGAGAAGCACCUCCAGCAGCGAACUGGAUUCGCCACAAAAACGACCAAAGAGUACCUCCAGCGAGGAAAGUCGCACCUGCAAAAAAACACACAGCGACUCGAGCGACGACGUACGUCCUAGAAAACGUCCCAGAUCAUCGGGAAAAUCAAAAAAAUCGGACCUGGAAGAAGACCUAACUGCCGACCAACCGAUUUCCUUUGACGGCACGUACAUUUGCCGUAUUUGCGAGCAAAAGGAGACCGAUAGAGGGAAGUUUCAUCAACAUAUCAAGACUCACAGGCAAGUAUCCACGGCGUAUCAAUGUAUGGAAUGCGGAGAGUGUUUCGUGGUACGACCGUCUUUGGUUAAACAUUUGUUACACUAUCACAACAUUUCGGAUUUCGAUUGUUAUUUCGACCAAAAUAACUGUUUCGAUCAGAGUGCGGUCAAUGAGCUGGCCAAAGUCAUGAAAGCCCCGUUUUUGGCCAAUGACGUGAAAGAGAACCAGUGCAAGGUUUGUAUGGAACAGUUCGAGGAUAAGGAGAGUUUGGAUCGGCACUUUCGGGUGCACGGGAUGGCGUUUUUAAUCACAAAAUCUUUGUAAUUUAGAGUACUAAGACUUGUUUUGGAAUAUUUUAGGUUUAGUGUAUUUUGUUGAUUAGUGAUGCUGUUGUACGUUAGGUUAUUGCAAUAUUUUCUUUUAGUUGUUUAUAUAUAAACGGUAUUUAUAAGGAAA